Catharus ustulatus (Swainson's thrush) is the source of this 1043-nucleotide messenger RNA. RefSeq names its product GIPC PDZ domain containing family member 1 (gene GIPC1). The coding region runs from base 10 to 984 and encodes 324 amino acids. Gene Ontology annotation, molecular function: protein binding. NCBI's taxonomy places the organism in Eukaryota, Metazoa, Chordata, Aves, Passeriformes, Turdidae. The transcript is spliced from 7 exons. The record is from RefSeq and is a predicted model, not a curated record.
ACCCCCCCCAUGCCGCUGGGCCUGGGCCGCCGCAAGAAGCCGCCGCCGCUGGUGGAGAACGAGGAGGGGGCCGGGGGUCGCGGGGGGGCCCCGGGAGAGCCCGGGGGAGCCCCGGGGGGGGCGGGGGGAGCCGCCCCUCCCCCCCCCGCGCUGCGGCCCCGCCUCGUGUUCCACACCCAGCUGGCCCACGGCUCCCCCACGGGCCGCGUGGAGGGGUUCAGCAACGUGAGAGAGCUGUACGGGAAAAUCGGGGAGGCCUUUGGGAUCGCCCCCAGCGAGGUGCUGUUCUGCACACUGAACACUCCCCAUGUGGACAUGGAGAAGCUCCUGGGCGGGCAGAUCGGGCUGGAGGAUUUCAUCUUCGCGCACACGCGCGGCCGCCAGAAGGACGUGCAGGUGCUCAAAUCCGAGGAGGCCCUGGGGCUGACAAUCACUGACAACGGGGCUGGAUACGCCUUCAUCAAGCGGAUCCGCGAGGGCUCGGUGAUGGCGCGCACGCCCCAGGUCGGGGUCGGGGACGUGCUGGAGGCGCUGGACGGGCUCAGCCUGGUCGGGGCGCGGCACUUCGAGGUGGCGCGGAGGCUGCAGGAGCUGCCCCGGGGACAGCGCUUCCAACUGACCCUGACCGAGCCCAGGAGGGCCUGGGAGGGGAUCGGGCCGCGCUCGGGGGGCGCUCGGGGGGUUCCCCCCCAGGGCUCCCGGGGGACGCUGAGGCUGCGCUCGAGGGGCCCGGCCACGCUGCAGGAGCAGCCGUCGGCGUUCGAGGAGCGCGCGGUGGCCAAGGUGGACGAUCUGCUGGAGAGCUACAUGGGCAUCCGGGACAGCGAGCUGGCCGCCACCAUGGUGGAGCUGGGCCGUGACGCCCGUGACCCCGACGCUCUGGCCGAGGCUCUGGAUUCCCAGCUCGGGGAUUUCGCUUUCCCCGACGAGUUCGUGUUCGACGUCUGGGGCGCCAUCGGGGACGCCAAGGCGGGGCGCUGCUAGGGGACCCGGGAUUGGGGACACCCCGGGACCCCCCUGGGAUUGAGGACCCCCCCACGGAU